GCCGUCGCCGCCGCCGCCGCCUCGGCCGCCGCCAGCCUGCGGGAACUGGCGGCCGCCAGCCGCAGCGCCCUGCUGGGAAAGUGUGUUUCUCAGCUUCCCUACGGCAAAGCCCUCUACACGUAUGAAGGAAAAGAGCCUGGUGACCUCAAGUUUAACAAGGGGGACAUCAUCAUACUGCGGCGGAAGGUGGACGAGAACUGGUACCACGGGGAGCUCAAUGGGAACCACGGCUUCUUCCCCGCCAGCUACAUCCAGUGUAUCAAGCCCCUCCCGCAAGCUCCACCUCAGGGCAAAGCACUUUAUGACUUUGAAAUAAAGGAUAAAGAUCAAGACAAGGAUUGCCUGACCUUCACCAAGGAUGAAAUUUUGACAGUCAUCAGGAGGGUAGAUGACAACUGGGCAGAAGGAAUGCUGGGUGACAAGAUUGGCAUUUUCCCUAUCCUCUAUGUUGAGCUCAAUGAGUCCGCCAAGCAGCUCAUGGAGAUGGACAAGACGUGCUCGGCUGCCGCCUCCGGCUGUGACGUGCCGCUGCCCACGGAGACGGCAGCAGUGGCGGCGGCGGCGGGUCUGGCACCGUGCUCCACGCUGGCUGGCGCUGGGGCGGCCGGGGCAGCCCAGCGGCAAGCGGAGGGCAAGAAGAACGCCAAGAAGCGGCACUCCUUCACAGCCCUCAGCAUGACGCACAAGUCCUCCCAGGCAGCCAGCAACCGGCACUCCAUGGAGAUCAGCGCCCCCGUCCUCAUCAGCUCCAGCGACCCCCGGGCGGCCGCCAGGAUCGGGGACCUGACCCACCUCUCCUCCAGCGCCCCAGCCCAGGAUUCCUCUUCGAUUGGAACAGCCACAGUAGCUGGUCCCAGGACAAGUGCAAUAAUUGGAGAUCAGGGAACACCACCGAAGGUCCAGCUCCCCCUUAAUAUCUACCUAGCCCUGUACGCCUACAAGCCUCAGAAGAACGACGAGCUGGAGCUCCGCAAAGGUGAGAUGUACCGGGUCAUUGAGAAGUGCCAGGAUGGCUGGUUCAAGGGGACAUCUCUGAGAAGUGGGAUGUCUGGCGUCUUCCCAGGCAACUACGUGACGCCUGUUUCAAGGGUGCCGGUGGGAGCUGGGCAGCCCAGAAACAGCGGAGCUGGAGGAGCUCCGACGACAAAAGGAGCCCCAGGAACCAUCCACCCCAUGGGGGCUGGUCACACCAACGCCGCCACAGCUGUCAGACCGGUGGUUCCUAUCACCGCUCCUCAGACGCAUCCCCAGCUACAGGUGGCCUCUCCCCAGCUGAAUAACUGCUUGAGGUAUUCUGCUCAGCAGCCAGCCAGCCAGACCCGCAACGCCAUGCAGAUGGCUCACCCCUCAGUGCCAGCCCCGGAGCGGCCCACUGCCACGGUCUCACCCCUGCGGACGCCCAGCUCGCCCUCCCGCCUGCCAGCGGCAGCCAUCCGGCCUCACCCCGCCAUCUCCCCGCAGCAUGGCCACCAGCCGCCCACCCCAGGGGCCCGGCCCCUCAUCCCCCUCACCUCUGCCGCCGCCGCCAUCACCCCACCCAACGUUAGCGCUGCCCACCUCAACGGCGAGGCCGGUAGUGGGCCUCUGGGUGGCCCUGUCACCCCUGGCCCUGCUGGCAAGCCCGAGGAGAGGAAGAACGAGAAGAAGGAGAAGAAGAGCGGGCUGUUGAAACUUCUAGCAGGAGCAUCAACAAAAAAGAAGUCACGCUCCCCACCGUCCGUGUCCCCCACGCACGACCCCCAGGCAGCCAUCGAAGGAGUCCUGCAAGGAGCAGUGGGACCUGAGCUCUCCUCCCUCUCCAGCCACGGCAGGGCCGGCUCAUGCCCUAUCGAGAGUGAAAUGCAGGGAGCCAUGGGGCUGGAGCCUCUGCACAGGAAAACAGGCUCCUUGGAUUUGAAUUUUUCCAUCCCUUCUCCUGCCAGGCAGCCCCUCUCUUCCAUGGCAGCUAUUCGGCCAGAGCCCAAGCCUUUGCCCCGGGAAAGGUACCGCGUUGUCGUCCCAUACCCACCACAGAGUGAGGCUGAGAUCGAACUGAAGGAAGGUGACAUUGUGUUUGUGCACAAGAAGCGGGAGGACGGCUGGUACAAAGGGACGUUGCAGAGGAACGGCAGGACGGGCCUCUUCCCGGGGAGCUUUGUGGAGAGCUUCUGAGGACGGCUCGCCGCUCUCUCAACUGGAGGAGCUUUCAGGGGAAACUGCAUAGCACAAGAAGAGACAGCAAAGGGAAACUGGACUGAUAACCACUGCCAUUUUUAUUUCCAAAGACUCCCCCCCAGGCCCUUCAGUCUACAGCUCCGGAGACGCGGUGUCCCGCUGUGCUCCUGAGACCACGUGCGGUGCAUACAGUGGUAUGUUGAAGUAGUGCCUUCCACCUGGAAUCACAGACUGAAAGGACGCCCAUCUGGACUGUACGUAACCUAAACUCUGGCUGUUAACCCUUUGUGUAAAUUAUAGAGAAGAUAUCUUUAAAAAA
Molecule: messenger RNA, 2473 nt
Organism: Calidris pugnax (ruff)
Lineage: Eukaryota; Metazoa; Chordata; Aves; Charadriiformes; Scolopacidae
Gene: SH3RF3
Product: SH3 domain containing ring finger 3
Exons: 10
Molecular function (GO): protein binding
Source: RefSeq, a predicted model, not a curated record